GGGGCGGGCGCCAGGGGGCGCGGGGGUCGCCAGGGGUCCCGGAACACCGGGCGCGGCGGGAGCCCGAGGCUGGGACUGCGGCCAGCACCGCCCUGGUCGCAGGGAGCUAGGGAGCAGUUAGAGAUCCUAGAGGUGACGAGGGGGCGGGGCACGGCUGUGGUCCUAGUUCAGGACGCCACGCCUUCCCGUGCCUCACUGCGCACUGCUGCAGGGUCAGGCCAGUCUCCCAAUGUAUCCCCAGUUCCAAAGACUAGCGCACUUUGAACACAAGAUGCCCGCGGCAGCUGGCAGCUGUGUUUCGGCCCUGGCCUGGCAGAGGGCAUCCAAGCGUGUUCUUCUCCUAUGCCCUAUCUGGGACACUGAGGCACAAUGCAGGCACAGAUGAAGCCGAUCCCUCCUAUAAGCCAUCUUCCACUUCUGUCCUGCCUAAACACCCCCUAGGUCCCUUUGGAUACACCCCUGAAUCCUACCUCCAUUCCCCUCCCUUCUUUCCUGGGCCUCACUCCUCUGUGGCCCGGCUCCCAGCUUCUCAUCCAACCACAGCUAUUUCCAGGAAGGAGGGGUGUGGGGGUGGGUGGAGGGGUUUCUCCAAACAAACCCAAGGCUUCAGAGUAAGAGGGGGCCUAGCUGAAGAGAAGCAAAAACAGAUAUGGAAUAUUCCAAGCAGGAGGUGGGAAGUGAGGAUCCGCAGGAUCUGGUGAUGCCAGCUCAGCCUUCCCUGUCUCCGUCCAGAAGUACUCUACUCCCCAUGGGGACACUCAGAGCUGUGGGGCUCUUGACCAGCCAACACAUUGCUUAGGGCACAGUCCCCAUCGCAGUCACCGGCUGGACACUUUUCUAGUCAGGGUGGGCAGUGAAAGUUCAAUGAGGCCAGAGGAUAUUUGGGGACCUUUCCCAGACGAGGCAGCAGGAGGACUACGCAUUAUUGAUACAGAGAGAAAAUACUGGAUGGGAGAGGCCACACUCACCCAGGCACUACAGUGACCCAUCUACCCCCAGCAGGACCGGUGCUGCCCACCUGGCUGUCAGCCUGGAAUGUCCUGGGACACAGCCAGCACUCGGGUAGGGAUCACAGAGCCGGUGGACCUCUCCAGUCACAGGAUGAGCGCCCACACCUUGCCACUCAGGUGCCACCUUCUACCCGGGGCAUACAGAAAGAGACCUCAGAAUGAGGUGUCCCAGGGAGUAGCUAGAGUUGGAGGAGUUGCACUGGGACGUUCAGUAAAUACCAUGCAAAUGAGUAUGACAAGGUUGGACAUUCAAGUGACAGCUACAGCAUUCCAAAGGCUGCUGUCCCAGGCUUGGGCUGAGAACCCCCAGGCCAUUGACCCUUGUUUAAGGAAGAUUGUUCCAUCCUUUCCAAGGCCCCAACCACCUCCUUCCCUUGACUCCAGGGACAGGAAGUUGGCCCAAUUCCCAGGAGGGAAGCAGGAGGCCCUAGAGGGGGUGGAGUAUGUGUUGGGAGGGGGCCUCCUGUCCAAUCUUCAGGCCCAGUGACAGCCACAGAGGAAGGAGAGCCAGGCCCAGAAGAGCCAUGAAGCCUAGGAAAGCAGAACCACACAGCUUCAGGGAGAAGGUUUUCCGGAAGAAAGCGCCAGUGUGUGCAGUGUGUAAAGUCACCGUCGAAGGGACAGGUGUCUCCUGCCGAGUCUGCAAGGUGGCCACACACAGAAAAUGCGAAGCAAAGGUGACUUCAUCCUGUCAGGCCUUGCCCCCUGCGGAGCUGCGGAGAAACACUGCCCCAGUCCGGCGCAUAGAACACCUGGGGUCCACCAAGUCCCUGAACCACUCAAAGCUACGCAGCACCCUACCCAGGAGCUUCAGCCUGGAUCCGCUCAUGGAGCGUCGCUGGGACUUGGACCUCACCUAUGUGACAGAGCGGAUAUUGGCUGCGGCUUUCCCCGCACGGCCGGAUGAGCAGCGACACCGGGUCCACCUGCGCGAGCUGGCCCACGUGCUGCAGUCUAAGCACCGGGACAAGUACCUGCUCUUCAACCUUUCAGAGAAGCGACAUGACCUGACCCGCCUGAACCCUAAGGUGCAGGACUUUGGCUGGCCUGAGCUGCAUGCCCCGCCUCUGGACAAACUGUGUUCCAUCUGCAAGGCCAUGGAGACGUGGCUCAGUGCUGACCCCCAGCACGUGGUCGUGUUGUACUGCAAGGGGAGCAAGGGCAAGCUAGGGGUCAUCGUCUCUGCCUACAUGCAUUACAGCAAGAUCUCGGCAGGGGCAGACCAGGCGCUGGCAACUCUCACCAUGAGGAAAUUCUGUGAGGACAAGGUGGCCACAGAACUGCAGCCCUCCCAGCGCCGCUAUGUCAGCUACUUCAGCGGGCUGCUGUCUGGCUCCAUCAGGAUGAACAGCAGCCCGCUCUUCCUGCAUUAUGUGUUUGUACCCAUGCUGCCAGCCUUUGAACCCAACACAGGCUUCCAGCCCUUCCUCAAGAUCUACCAGUCUAUGCAGCUGGUCUACACAUCUGGAGUAUAUCACAUUGCAGGCCCAGGACCCCAGCAACUUUGCAUCAGCCUAGAGCCAGCUCUCCUCCUCAAAGGCGAUGUCAUGGUAACCUGCUAUCACAAGGGUGGCCAGGGGGCAGACCGGACCCUUGUGUUCCGAGUUCAAUUCCACACGUGUACUGUCCAUGGGUCACGGCUCGCCUUCCCCAGGGACCAGCUGGAUGAGGCCUGGGCCGAUGAGCGGUUCCCCUUCCAAGCCUCAGUGGAGUUUGUCUUCUCCUCCAGUCCUGAGAAGAUCAAAGGCAACACCCCACGGAAUGAUCCCUCUGUCUCUGUGGAUUAUAACACAACGGAGCCUGCUGUACGCUGGGACUCCUAUGAGAACUUCAACCAGAACCAUGAGGACAGUGUGGAUGGCUCCUUGGCCCACACGAGGGGCCCCCUGGAUGGCAGUCCUUAUGCCCAGGUGCAGCGGGUCCCCCGUCAGACUCCACCGGCACCUUCUCCAGAGCUUCCCCCGCCCCCCAUGCUCUCUGUCAGCAGCGACUCCGGCCACUCGUCCACACUCACCACAGAACCCACAGCAGAAUCCCCUGGCAGACCACCCCCAACCGCUGCUGAACGUCAGGAGCUGGAUCGUCUGCUGGGAGGCUGUGGAGUGGCCAGUGGGGGCCGUGGAUCUGGGCGUGAGACAGCUAUCCUAGAUGAUGAAGAGCAGCCCUCUGUGGGUGGGGGCCUGCACCUUGGGAUGUAUCCAAGUCACAGGCCUGGCCUCAGCCGCCACUGCUCCUGCCGGCAGGGCUACCGGGAGCCCUGUGCAGUCCCCAAUGGGGGUUACUACCGGCCGGAGGGAACCCUGGAGAGACGACGGCCCUAUGGAGGCUAUGAGGGACACCCCCAGGGCUACACGGAAAGCUCUAUGGAGAAGAGGCGCCUCUGCAGGUCACUGUCAGAAGGGCCAUACCCCUACGCAUCUGAGCUAGGGAAACCAGCCAGUGGAGACUUUGGCUACCGCUCAGCAGGUUACCGGGAGGUGGUGAUCCUGGAGGACCCUGCGGUGCCUGCCUUAUGCUCAUGCCCAGCCUGUGAGGAGAAGCUGGCCCUGCCCACAGCAGCCCUGUAUGGACUGCGACUAGAGAGGGAGGCUGGAGAGGGGUGGGCCAGCGAAGCAGGCAAGCCUCUCCUGCAUCCAGUGAGGCCCGGACACCCAUUGCCUCUGCUGGUGCCUGCCUGUGGGCAUCACCAUGCCCCCAUGCCUGACUAUAGCUGCCUGAAGCCACCCAAGGUGGGCGAGGAAGGGCAUGAGGGCUGCUCUUAUGCCAUAUGCCCUGAAGGCAGGUAUGGGCAUCCGGGGUACCCUGCCCUGGUAACCUAUGGCUAUGGAGGAGCAGUUCCCAGUUACUGCCCAGCAUAUGGCCGGGUACCUCACAGUUGUGGAUCCCCAGGUGAGAGCAGAGGGUACCCUAGCCCUGGUGCUCACUCACCACGGGCUGGUUCUGUGUCCCCGGGGAGUCCACCCUACCUGCAAUCCAGGAAGCUGGGUUAUGAGAUUCCUGCAGAGGAUGGAAGGGACAAGUACCCACUGCCUGGGCACCUGGCCUCCACAGGAGGACCCUUGGCAUCUACAGAGUCACCUGAGCUGUCCUGGAGGGAUGGCUCCACUGGGCACAGCACGCUGCCUCGGUCUCCCCAGUGCACUGCCUCUUCAGAGCUGUCUGGUCCCUCCACGCCCCUGCACACCAGCAGCCCAGUCCAGGGCAAAGAAAGCACCCGACAGCAAGACACCAGGUCUUCCUCCUUGGCACCAACUAAGAGACUGGGUCCUGGCGAGGCCUUGCCCCCAGUUGUACAGGGAGGCACGGAAAAGGCUCCUGAGCUGCUGGCUAGCAGCAAGCCUGAGCCACCAGACCUUAGCCCUUUCUCCCAGACCUCCCCACCUAGCUCACCCAAUGGCUGGCCUCAGGAAAGGAGCCCAGGGAGUCAUCCCAACAGUGCCAGUCCUCGGGGCCCCGUGCCAACCACCCUACCUGGACUCCACCAUGCUCCCUGGCGGGGGCCCCCAGACAGCCCCGAUGGCUCCCCCCUUACUCCUGUGCCUACCCAAAUGCCCUGGCUUGUGGCCAGCCCAGAACCACCCCAGAGCUCACCCACCCCUGCCUUCCCAUUGGCUGCCUCCUAUGAUGCCAGUGGGCCCACUCAACCACCACUGCCUGAGAAACAACAUCUGCCUGGUUCGGGGCAACAGCCAUCACCACCAGCCAGAGGCGCCAAUCAACACGUCACCUUUGCACCUCCUCUCCCAGAUGUCACUCAGCCCCCAGAGCACCCUUUACAAGAGAACCAAACCAAUGUCAAGUUCGUCCAGGACACAUCCAAGUUCUGGUACAAGCCGCACCUGUCCCGUGACCAAGCCAUCGCCCUGCUCAAAGACAAAGACCCUGGGGCUUUCCUGAUCAGGGACAGCCAUUCAUUCCAAGGAGCCUAUGGACUAGCCCUCAAGGUGGCUACACCCCCACCCAGCGCCCAGCCCUGGAAAGGGGACCCCUCAGAGCAACUGGUUCGCCAUUUUCUCAUUGAGACUGGGCCCAAAGGAGUGAAGAUCAAGGGUUGUCCUACUGAGCCCUAUUUUGGCAGCCUCUCUGCCCUGGUCUCUCAACACUCCAUCUCCCCCAUCUCCCUGCCCUGCUGUCUGCGAAUCCCCAGCAAAGAUCCUCUGGAAAAAGCCCCAGAGGCCCCAGUGCCUACGAACAUGAGCACAGCAGCAGACCUCCUGCGGCAGGGAGCAGCCUGCAGUGUGCUCUACCUGACCUCCGUGGAGACAGAAUCACUGACUGGUCCUCAAGCUGUGGCCAAGGCCAGCUCUGCAGCUCUGAGCUGCAGCCCCAACCCAGUACCAGCCAUUGUCCACUUCAAGGUCUCAGCUCAAGGCAUCACACUGACAGACAACCAGAGAAAGCUCUUCUUUCGCCGCCAUUACCCUGUGAACAGCAUCACCUUCUCCAGUACUGACCCCCAGGACCGCAGAUGGACCAACCCCGAUGGAACCACCUCCAAGAUCUUUGGUUUUGUGGCCAAGAAGCCAGGAAGUCCCUGGGAAAAUGUGUGUCACCUCUUUGCGGAGCUUGACCCAGACCAACCAGCAAGUGCCAUAGUCACCUUCAUCACCAAAGUCCUGCUGGGCCAGAGAAAAUGAAGGAAGCUGAAAGCUCGGAGCCCACAUCAGCACUGCACUCUCCCAGCACCCACAGCUCUCACUGCCCUGGCCUGGACCCAGGCCCUAGGAGCCGGUGCCACCCUAUCCAAGUGUAAGUGGCACCAGCCUGGGCCACUGUCCUUUUCUGCCCUUGCCUGCUGAGCUAAGUGAGUGGGCCUAUGAGAUGACCUGGCAUGUGAGCAGAUGGCAGAGGCAGGUGUGAUGGGUGAAGAGGUAGCAAUAGUGGAGGCCUGGUGGGGAAUGACCCUGCCAGCUCCACCCAGCUGCAGGUCCCAUCAUGGAGGGAGGGAGAGAAGCGUGGGAACUUUCUGCCUCCCCUCUGAACAGAGACCAGAGUGGGAUCAAAUAAAUAGAGGAAAAAAGAGAGUCUAUUUUUGUGUAAUAAUAAAG
Microtus ochrogaster (prairie vole) is the source of this 6058-nucleotide messenger RNA. RefSeq names its product tensin 2 (gene Tns2). Gene Ontology annotation, cellular component: focal adhesion. The record is from RefSeq and is a predicted model, not a curated record. Gene Ontology annotation, molecular function: protein binding; protein tyrosine phosphatase activity. Gene Ontology annotation, biological process: peptidyl-tyrosine dephosphorylation. Lineage: Eukaryota; Metazoa; Chordata; Mammalia; Rodentia; Cricetidae.